Molecule: messenger RNA, 2061 nt
Organism: Drosophila busckii
Lineage: Eukaryota; Metazoa; Arthropoda; Insecta; Diptera; Drosophilidae
Gene: Mps1
Product: dual specificity protein kinase TTK
Exons: 5
Coding region: 96-2036 (646 amino acids)
Biological process (GO): protein localization to kinetochore; mitotic spindle assembly checkpoint signaling; meiotic spindle assembly checkpoint signaling
Cellular component (GO): nucleus; kinetochore; spindle
Molecular function (GO): protein serine/threonine kinase activity; ATP binding; protein serine/threonine/tyrosine kinase activity
Source: RefSeq, a predicted model, not a curated record
CUUUCGAUUUGUCGCCGAUAAAUUGCUACUAAUACAGUGUUUGAAUUGUUUAUAAAUAAAAUAAUAUUUUGAGAAAAUAAAUUUUCAACUAACAAAUGAGUACACCAGCGCCGCGACAUGUUAGCGACCUGUGGGGCUUUGGUACAGACUCAGAAGAAGAUGAUUUUAAUACGCCGCGACCACAAAAAAAGAAAAUACCAGGAAAGUCAUUGGAAGCCAUAGACAACGCCAAUAAGGAAAAUGAGCACCUACAAUCAAAGACAGCACACGGCACAAGCCAAUUGGCAAAUGCAAGCGUACAAGCAGCGCCCAGCAAUGGCUUUGGAAUGCCCAGGCGGCGUUCGCAGAUGACUCUAAUAGACUCGGAUAGCGAGGAAGAGGAUGCUAGAAGCAGUCACAAUUUGAACUGUGCCAUUCUUAACGAUUCUUUCGUGCUAAGUCCUAUGCACGACAUUACGGGCAGCACCACCAACAGUUUGCCUGCAGCAUCACUUAAGCCGAGCGAGUCCAAUUUGUCGCUACUGAGUCGCUUUGGCAAAAUGGGCAUCGAUUGCAGCAGCAACAGCACAGCCGUAUCCACUAACAUAUCGCCACCAAAGCAAACAAAUCAAAAGCCAGCAACUACCAAUAAACAAGCUCCAGCAAGCUUGCAUGCCUUGGCUAAGAAACGCGAAUCGCUUGACAGCGAAACGCCGCUGAGACCAGCUAAAGUGGCAGCUUUCAAGUCCCAAGCCAAGCCCGAAAUAGAUUUCAUUACGCCACAAGUGCAGAGUCUACGAACCGACGGAGGCACCAACAAGCUGCGCAAUGACCCAGCAAAUGAGUUUCGUUCACAGAAGGUGCUUUUCCAGACCCCAAUGACGGUGAGUCGCGGCGCGCCGUUUAACAGCGAUAGCAUAUCGUUUUCGCUUUGUGACACCAUCAACGAAAGUCCCGAUACACCAGCUCAGCCGACGCCAAAGCCAGCGCUGCCGAGCGGCAAGACAAAAAAGUCCCUAGAAGGUGCUUUUCAGCAGGUGCUUGAAGUGGACAAACCCGCAGCAGUUGCAGCGCCUGCAGCACCGAUGGCUGUGGUGGCAGCUAUGCCAGCUCCUGCAGCAGUACCAGGGUCCAAAGGCAACUCCAAUGUGCUGCAGAUAAAAAAUCAAGAAUAUCUUAUUCUAAAGAAGCUUGGUUGCGGUGGCUCCAGCUCUGUAUAUUUGGCAAAACGCAGAGAUACGGGCAAAGAAUUUGCUCUCAAAGUUGUUGAUCUGCAAGCUGAUCCACUUGUUGUCGAAGGCUAUUUGAAUGAAACCAAACUGCUGGAGAAACUGCAAGGCAACGAAUGUGUUGUAUCGUUAUACGAUUAUCAACUAUUGCGGCAGGAAUCCAAGCUGUAUAUGGUAAUGGAGAAAGGCGAUUGUGAUUUGAACAAAAUCUUGCAGGGCUUUACCACUAACCUGCCACUUUAUAAUCUGAUGAACAUACUCUAUCAAAUGCUGCAAGCUGUCAACUAUAUACAUCAGCAUGGCGUUAUACACUCGGAUCUAAAGCCAGCCAACUUUCUAAUGAUCAACGGUCGCCUGAAGCUAAUUGAUUUUGGCAUAGCCAGCAACAUUGCUGUGGACUCGACAAGUAUUAUAAAAUUCUCACAGGCGGGCACUUUCAAUUACAUUAGCCCCGAGGCGUUGACCGACAUUUCGACGGGCACAAGUCCCAUGCGUGGCGGUAAUCAGCCAAAAAUCAAGAUUUCUACCAAGUCUGAUGUCUGGUCGCUUGGCUGCAUAUUGUAUUUGCUAAUGUAUCAGAAGACGCCAUUUGGGCACAUACGGAAUAUAAAUGCCAAAAUGAAUGCGAUUGCCAAUCCGAGCAGCAGCAUUGAGUAUCCAGCUUUGCCCAUUUACUAUCCGCCCAUGUUGAUUCACAUGGUUAAGAAUUGUCUGCAGCUGAAUCAAAAGAAGCGUCCUUCCUGUGAGGAGCUCUUGCAGUAUCCUUUUCACAUGAUCAUACCGCUAAAGAAUCUGCAGCUGGCACCCAAAAGCGCUAGAGCGCAUUAAUUGCUAAACACAAUUUGUAAGAAAG